This is a messenger RNA of Formica exsecta, 2037 nucleotides long. Its product is annotated as S-antigen protein. NCBI's taxonomy places the organism in Eukaryota, Metazoa, Arthropoda, Insecta, Hymenoptera, Formicidae. Bases 1 to 2037 code for a protein of 678 amino acids. The record is from RefSeq and is a predicted model, not a curated record. The transcript has 4 exons.
AUGAGCGACAGUGAUCCGUCACUGACCGUGAUUGGGGAGCAGGUACCGGCAAUCGUCGGGGAGCAGGUCCCAGUGGAAGACGGCGACCGGGCGCCUGAUGAUGUCGUACGAGCGCCGGAGGCAGAUGGCGAUCGGGCGCUUAACGCUAAUGGCGGCCGGGCGCCGGGUGACGCUGGCGACUGGGCGACGACUGAUGGCGGACGAGCGCCGGGUGACGCCGGCGACUUGGCGCCGACUGAUGGCGGACGAGCGCCGGGUGACGCCGGCGACUUGGCGCCGACUGAUGGCGGACGAGCGCCGGGUGACGCCGGCGACUUGGCGCCGACUGAUGGCGGACGAGCGCCGGGUGACGCCGGCGACUUGGCGCCGACUGAUGGCGGACGAGCGCCGGGUGACGCCGGCGACUUGGCGCCGACUGAUGGCGGACGAGCGCCGGGUGACGCCGGCGACUUGGCGCCGACUGAUGGCGGACGAGCGCCGGGUGACGCCGGCGACUUGGCGCCGACUGAUGGCGGACGAGCGCCGGGUGACGCCGGCGACUUGGCGCCGACUGAUGGCGGACGAGCGCCGGGUGACGCCGGCGACUUGGCGCCGACUGAUGGCGGACGAGCGCCGGGUGACGCCGGCGACUUGGCGCCGACUGAUGGCGGACGAGCGCCGGGUGACGCCGGCGACUUGGCGCCGACUGAUGGCGGACGAGCGCCGGGUGACGCCGGCGACUUGGCGCCGACUGAUGGCGGACGAGCGCCGGGUGACGCCGGCGACUUGGCGCCGACUGAUGGCGGACGAGCGCCGGGUGACGCCGGCGACUUGGCGCCGACUGAUGGCGGACGAGCGCCGGGUGACGCCGGCGACUUGGCGCCGACUGAUGGCGGACGAGCGCCGGGUGACGCCGGCGACUUGGCGCCGACUGAUGGCGGACGAGCGCCGGGUGACGCCGGCGACUUGGCGCCGACUGAUGGCGGACGAGCGCCGGGUGACGCCGGCGACUUGGCGCCGACUGAUGGCGGACGAGCGCCGGGUGACGCCGGCGACUUGGCGCCGACUGAUGGCGGACGAGCGCCGGAGGCGGAUGGCGAUCGAGCGCCUAAUGCCGAUGGCGGCCGGGCGCCGGAGACGGUUGGCGAUCUGGCGCCUAAUGGUCGGGAGCUGCUAGUAUUUAGCGUGCUCUUCUCCACCUUCCUUUUCUUGACCACCUUGUGGAGUGGCGUCGGACGAGUCCUUCGCCGGAUGGCGAUUUCGGCUACCGUGGGUAGCGGAACGGACCGGCCUAUCUCUUUGCCACAACUGGAACAAAUCUUGGCGUCUCCAGCGAAAGCUUGGAAAGUACCGCCGCUGAUUUCGCCCAUAAAAAUCUCGCCUAUUAAGACUUACGCAAGGCAGAGGACUUUCGGGACACAGACCAGUCCGAUCCCGUUUUCCGGGCUCAAGAGGACGGCAGACGCGUCGACCCAGACGAAGAAACGCGGGGGCGACUUGGCGCCGACUGAUGGCGGACGAGCGCCGGAGGCGGAUGGCGAUCGGGCGCUUAACGCUGAUGGCGGCCGGGCGCCGGGUGACGCUGGCGACUUGGCGCUGACUGAUGAUGGACGAGCGCCAGGUGACGCUGGCGACUUGGCGCCGACUGAUGGCGGACGAGCGCCGGUUGACGCAGGCGACUUGGCGCCGACUGAUGGCGGACGAGCGCCGGAGGCGGAUGGCGAUCGAGCGCCUAAUGCCGAUGGCGGCCGGGCGCCGGAGACGGUUGGCGAUCUGGCGCCUAAUGGUCGGGAGCUGCUUGUUUUUAGCGUGCCCUUCUCCACCUUCCUCCUCUUGACCACUUUGUGGAGUGGCGUCAGGCGAGUCCUUCGCCGGAUGGCGAUUUCGGCUACCGUGGGUAGCGGAACGGUAUUCCUUAUCCGUGGCGUCGUGGAUGGUGGUGUGGCGACUGGCGCCGUAUUGCUGAUCAAUGUUAAAAGCGACUUGCGCUGGAAAACUUACACGGAAUGUUUAUCUGACGCCUACAUGUAUGUUAUCGACAAGCUUCUAAAACUUUAA